CGGUUUUCUUCUGGUUGGUUCCUUGCUUUUAUUCAUUUUUUUUUUAAAGUAAAAAUAAAAACAAUGGCGUCUUCCCUUAGCGGUAUGUUUUCAGGGCAGCCGCCUGGUCCCCCUCCUCCUAUACAACCGGGUACUGCAGGUGCGCUCAUGUCAACUCCCCCUGGCGCUAAGAACUCCAACUUCACUUUGGUAGAUGAGCUGGAGUCAUCAUUCGAGGCUUGCUUCGCUUCACUUGUUAGCCAAGACUAUGUAAAUGGAACAGAUCAAGAAGAAAUAAGAACUGGUGUUGAGCAGUGCAUUCAGAAGUUUCUUGAUGUGGCCAGGCAAACAGAAUGUUUUUUCCUUCAAAAAAGAUUGCAGCUUUCUGUUCAGAAACCUGAGCAAGUUAUAAAAGAGGAUGUUUCUGAGUUGAGAAAUGAAUUGCAGAGGAAAGAAGCCCUUAUUCAGAAGCACUUGACUAAACUUCGGACCUGGCAGCAGGUUUUAGAAGAAAUAAAUGGUCAGCAUAAAAAGACAAAUGAAAUGGCCCAGGGGCCACUCGCAUACCUGGAACAAGCCUCAGCUAAUAUCCCUGCUCCUAUGAAGCAAACGUGAUUUAAAGUGUGUUUGUAUAGAUUUGUUGCCUUUCAAAUAAUAGCUGCAUUUGUACAUGUAGGAAACUGGGGCAUACAUUCUAGUUAAACGGCCCUUUUAUAUUUAAAAAUAAAUAAAAAUAAUUACAUGCUCCUAAUCUUUUACAGCAUGUAAUUGUAAGACUAUUGACCUCAGACUACUGUGUGUUUAACCCUCCGCAAAGGGUUAAUACGCACAGAAAUACUGCUUGGGACUCACAGAGCACUGCUGUGUCUGAGUGGAAGAGCCCAGAUCAAAUUAGCAGCAUUAGUUCUACAUCUGAGUCGUGCGACUAGCGCUGCUGAUUGGAUCAGGGGUGUUUUCUGCUCAGGACCAGCAAUGCUAUGUGGGUCCAAAGUGUUUCUACUGUAGUCCACAGUAGUCUAGGAUGGUAUUCUUAAAAUGACGUGCUAUAAUGCAUCAGAGCAUGUAAUUGUUUUUUUUAAUAUAAUGGGCCCUUUAAUAUAAUGACCUUGUGAUAAAAGUUUUUUUUUUUUUUUUUUAACUAUUUUAUAAAUAACAGUUUAUCAACUAAUAAGCUGUAAAUUUCUACCACACUGAAGAAAAUGUAUAUAAAAAUCUGUAUUUCACUACAAACAAAGUAAAAUAAACUGUUUUGCUGAUCAUUCAUUUAAAAA
This is a messenger RNA of Bombina bombina (fire-bellied toad), 1250 nucleotides long. It is a transcript of the gene MED28, whose product is annotated as mediator complex subunit 28. Gene Ontology annotation, cellular component: mediator complex. The coding region runs from base 64 to 594 and encodes 176 amino acids. The record is from RefSeq and is a predicted model, not a curated record. The transcript has 4 exons. NCBI's taxonomy places the organism in Eukaryota, Metazoa, Chordata, Amphibia, Anura, Bombinatoridae.